This is a messenger RNA of Phanerochaete carnosa HHB-10118-sp, 870 nucleotides long. RefSeq lists its product as uncharacterized. Lineage: Eukaryota; Fungi; Basidiomycota; Agaricomycetes; Polyporales; Phanerochaetaceae. The coding region runs from base 1 to 870 and encodes 289 amino acids. The record is from RefSeq and is a predicted model, not a curated record. The transcript has a single exon.
AUGCACAGUUUUCCCAUAGACCUCUUCGUGGACAUGUUAUCAUUCUAUACCAUCCACAUGUGCUAUCACAUUUGGCCUUUUUCAGUGGACUCCUAUCUUUCUGGCAUCUGCAAUCAACUUGAACCACUUUAUUCUGAUGUUUGCAUGCUCUGCCGGCAUCCUCUCAUAACUCGCACGCUUGCCAGGCGUAACCGCAUGAUGAACAUGCUGCCAAGUCGAAAAGCUGCACUUAAGCUGCACCAUUUGUUCACCCCGCUUCGCCAUUUCCCCCCACACUCUCAUGAUAAUCACCUUUUCUGUGCCUUGCUGCUCUCAGGCUUUUUCACACUUCAUCACCUUAGUGAGCUUGUGUGGCCUGAUGACACUGAUCUGCAAUCUUGGUGGAAGGUGAUCCCUCGUGCAUCUGUCACUGUCACUGCGUCCUCCUAUGGAUACAUGCUGCCAGAGCACAAGGCUGACCGGCUCUUUGCCGGCUCCAAUAUCCUCAUUUCCAACACUUUUGCACCAGCGGGCAUUGUGCCCUCUGCUAUCUUUAACAAGUACUUGUCUAGCCACAACAGUCUAUUUUCGAUGCAACCGAUGCUCUGGCUCACGGAGUGUGGCCAGGUGCCUACUUGCCGUUGGCUCCUGUCCUGUCUUCAUGAUGUGAUCCCGGACUCUGAUAUCAUGGGCCAUUCUUUAUGCGCUGGCGGGGUGACAUUUUUUGCCAGCAUUGGGUGGCCUGAUGACUGCAUCCAGGCUCUUGGCUGCUGGUCCUCACAGGCUUUCUGGAUCUAUAUUCCAACACAUCCCAUAGUCAUGCAGGCACUGCCACACUGCUGCAAUCCUGUGUAUGGCAUUUCUUCUCAUCACUAUCCCUCUUCAUCCUAA